GAGUUGACAGAAGAAACCUGUAUGGCGGCAACGGUCGUGGGAGAAGGCCGUCGUCUCCGGGAGGAUUUUGAGGUGAAAGCGACGCAUCAUUCGAACAUGAGCCUCUCGUCGGUUGCAGGACACUGGCUGGGCUCUGAAGCCAUGGGCUUG
Durusdinium trenchii is the source of this 150-nucleotide messenger RNA. The record is from the annotation of a GenBank genome assembly. NCBI's taxonomy places the organism in Eukaryota, Dinophyceae, Suessiales, Symbiodiniaceae.